Molecule: messenger RNA, 492 nt
Organism: Didymodactylos carnosus
Lineage: Eukaryota; Metazoa; Rotifera; Eurotatoria; Philodinida; Philodinidae
Source: the annotation of a GenBank genome assembly
AUGACGAGUUCAGAAUCUCUUUUACUUGAAAACUCGCUUCGGCGUUUAUCACAAUUCAUAAAAGAAGCAGAAAAAUAUGAACAACAACAGGAAAAAGUUUCAUCACCAGUUAAGACUGUAGAAAAAUAUUCAGAAGAUAAUGAUGAAUUAUCAUUAAUUGAUGAUGCUGAACACUUUCAAAAUGUGGGUGUAUUUUUUGAAACGAAGAAACAUUUAUGGAAAACCUGGUCAGCAUAUGAUGAAGAUAAUAAACAGCUUUUAAAAAACAAACAAAUGUUAUUUAAACAAUUUAAUGAUCAGCGUUCAGCGCCAGUCACGCCAGUGUUUAGUACAAAGCGUCUAUAUGAUUCCGAUAUUGAUCAAACGCCACCUAACCUCGUUCUUCCUUAUGAAGAGGAAUACAUAACAAUGAUAUUAAGCAAACAAGAGCAAAACUCAAGACGCAAAAAUCAGUAUCAAACAUUUGAACAAUUAAAACGAUAUCAAUCCUGA